AUGGCAUCCAACCCUCCGGGAAAGUGCUGCACCGUCGGCGUCAAGCAUGACGGCGAGCCGGCAGGCACCAGCAUCAAGGUCGGCAAGUACGAUGCCUACCUCGCGACGCCCGAAGCCUCCAAGGCGCACAAGGACGCCGCCAUCCUGUACAUCCCGGACGUCAUCGGCAUCUGGCAGAACAGCCAGCUGAUGGCCGACCAGUACGCCGCCAACGGCUACCUGUGCCUGAUCAUCGACGUCUUCAACGGCGACGCCAUGUCGCUGAACCGCCCCGACGACUUCGACAUCAUGGCCUGGUUGACCAAGGGCAGCACCGGCGACAACCCCCACACCCCGCCGGCCGUCGACCCCAUCGUCGAGGAGGCCAUCCGGUACCUCCAGAAGGAGAAGGGUGUCAAGAAGCUGGGCGCCGCGGGGUACUGCUUCGGAGCCAAGUACGUGGCCCGCCACUACAAGAACGGCAUCGCCUGCGGCUACUUUGCGCACCCGUCCUUCGUCGACGAGGACGAGCUCAAGGGCUUCAAGGCGCCCCUGUCCAUCGCCGCCGCCGAGACGGACCCCAUCUUCCCGGCCGACAAGCGCCACCGGUCCGAGGAGAUCCUCGCCGAGGGCAAGCAGCCCUACCAGAUCAACCUGUACUCGGGCGUCGAGCACGGCUUCAGCGUCCGCUGCGACACCAGCCAGAAGCACCAGAAGUACGCCAAGGAGCAGGCCUUCCUGCAGGCCGUCACCUGGUUCGACGGCUGGCUGUUAUGA
Molecule: messenger RNA, 756 nt
Organism: Anthostomella pinea
Lineage: Eukaryota; Fungi; Ascomycota; Sordariomycetes; Xylariales; Xylariaceae
Source: the annotation of a GenBank genome assembly